Molecule: messenger RNA, 1054 nt
Organism: Zophobas morio
Lineage: Eukaryota; Metazoa; Arthropoda; Insecta; Coleoptera; Tenebrionidae
Exons: 6
Coding region: 299-802 (167 amino acids)
Source: RefSeq, a predicted model, not a curated record
GGCUGUCUAGUAUUUACAAAACUCGCUUUAUUGUGGACAGAGCAGACGUCGCACAUUGGCGCUAAUUAUAAAUGGAAAUAACAUCUUAAAUAUUCAGCGGAUUUUGCAGUACUGCUAGUGGCGUGAAAACAACUGAUUGUGUAACUGAUAAAAGUGCAGUGGAACACAUUAAUAUGAUUAUUGUGUUUAUUUAUGUUCAUAUUUCUCGUUCGUGGUGUUUAUGGGACAACAUGAAGGAUUUUUCUAAACACUAAUAUUUGAAUCAUUAAAAUCGAGCAAAAACGUAAGAUACCUGAAAAUGUCGACAAAACCACUAAAAACAUUCCUGGGAUGUGCCAGCGUCCGGACAGGGACCUUAGUUGCAGGGUUUGGAGGAAUCGUGUUAGCAAUCAUCGGAAUUAUUGUAAUUUUCACCACACAUGUAGAAUUUAAAACCAUAGUAUUAGACUGGCUGGACGAAGAUAUAGUUAGGAUUAUCAUUACCAUAAAUUUCUGUAUGGCUAUCUUUAUUUCAAUACUUUUAAUCGUGGGAGCAUGUAUGAGAAAAGCAUUUUUAAUGUUACCUUGGGUUGUUCUCGCCAUAAUGUUAGCAGUGGGAUUGUUAGUCUCAGUGCUGUACACCGCUAUUCAGUUUUAUAUUAAUGAGAAAGUCAUAGAAGGAACUGUUUGGAUUGUAUUUGGAAUAAUCUCAGUCAUAAUCUAUAUUUAUAUGUGGCUUGUGACGUACAGUUACUUUAACUUUAUUUGGGAAGAAACGAAGCGAGGAGCAUACAUGAAGGAUCCCUUCAGAAGACACUAUUAAUUAGCAUAUCUGUGUUUAGUACAACCAAAGACGAAGCCAUACACAAAUACUUUCUUGUGUUUUAUUAUUAAUACCACUUGAGUAGUGUUUAAAACUCGGAUCUGAUUUUUAUCUACUAUAAUGUCAGGAAUUUAUACAUUUUUGUAUAUAUUUUUGUUGAUAUUACCCCUAAGACGUUAAUUUUUAUAACUUAGUUUUAGUAUUUAUUUAUUAUUGCACUGUUGAAACAUUGCUAAUCCUAUUUAAUAUAUU